Messenger RNA from Magnusiomyces paraingens, 591 nucleotides. RefSeq lists its product as uncharacterized. Bases 1 to 591 code for a protein of 196 amino acids. Gene Ontology annotation, molecular function: tubulin binding. NCBI's taxonomy places the organism in Eukaryota, Fungi, Ascomycota, Dipodascomycetes, Dipodascales, Dipodascaceae. Gene Ontology annotation, cellular component: prefoldin complex; cytoplasm. The transcript is spliced from 5 exons. Gene Ontology annotation, biological process: protein folding; tubulin complex assembly; microtubule-based process. The record is from RefSeq and is a predicted model, not a curated record.
AUGGCCACUACAAUAGCACCCGCAUCUAAUACUCUCAAAAAUUUUUUUGACAUUACAAAAACAAACCCUAGGGGAAUCCCACAAGCCCCCUUUGUCGAAAAAGUCGAAAAUUUUGUUAAAUCAUCCGAUGACGUUCAGCUCGUUCUCUCAAAGUUCGAGGACAUGAUUCAAAAAUAUAAACAUGUGCAAACAAGUACAACCCAACGCGUUGCAAAUCUGCAAGUCAAAAUCCCUGAUAUCGAAAAGACCCUUGAUAUGGUUCGUUUCCUCGAAUCGAAAAAGGAUUCAGAUAAGGUAAUCACCACAAAUUACGGUCUCAAUGACUCGCUCUACACAAAAGCUGAAAUCGCCCCAACAAACGUUGUUUACCUUUGGUUAGGUGCAAACGUUAUGCUUGAAUAUACAAUUGACGAAGCUGUUACUCUUCUUAACCAGCGCCUCAAUGUUGCCCAAAAAAGUCUCAAGUCAUGCGAAGAAGACCUUGAGUUUCUUCGAGAAAAUAUCACUACUGUGGAAGUCAACAUUGCACGCGUAUACAAUUGGGAAGUCCAAAAACGACGCGAGCAACGUGAAGAGGAGAGUUCAAGAUAA